Molecule: messenger RNA, 1599 nt
Organism: Lichtheimia ornata
Lineage: Eukaryota; Fungi; Mucoromycota; Mucoromycetes; Mucorales; Lichtheimiaceae
Exons: 10
Coding region: 1-1599 (532 amino acids)
Cellular component (GO): cytoplasm
Molecular function (GO): chromatin binding; protein binding
Source: RefSeq, a predicted model, not a curated record
AUGCGCCCUAUUACAACAGCAUUGAGCAUCUCAGCAUUGGCUGCUGGUAUCCUCGUAUCAGCUGACAAAUAUCCUAAUAGCUUUGCCCCUGGGUGCACCCUUGUAAAAAGCAGCAUUUAUUGUUAUGGUGGAUCACCUUGGCCACUCGAUUACAACUUUAUCAAUGCAACCAACGUCUUUUAUUCGCUUGACGUAUCCUCCACGAUAAACACCCGUAACGACCAAAGCUCAUGGGUGCCUCUUGCAAACAACGGCACCAAUGCGCCAAAACCAAACAUGUUAUUUGGUAUGGCAGCUUUUGCUGAUUCAGAUACAUUCAUCAUGUCUGGAGGUACCGGUAUCGCCCAUGAAAACCAGGCACUUCCUCAACAAACGCUCGCAUACAACACCACCAGCAAGAGCUGGUCACCCAUCGACACAAGCUUGUUUGUUCAAACCAAACUCAACAUCUUGACUGUCAAUGCGGAAACCGGCAACAGCAUGUUUAUGUUUGGCGGAGUGGGCGACGUGUCAACAGGUUUUACGACGCCUGCAGAAAGGAGCAAAAAGCAAUAUCCUAGCCGACCCAAGCUUUUGAAUUACGGUAACAACGGGUGGACUUGGACAUAUGGCAAUGCGGCCAACCCAAAUAAUGUUAUCGUUGUGGGACGUGAACGUCAUACCGUUUCUCAAGGUAAAGACGGCCGCUUUUAUGUUCUUGGUGGACAAACAGCAACUCCCAACAAUGCCACACAACCAUGGCCAUAUGGAAUGGCCGAUGCCGAUAUGGACAACAUCCUUAUCUACGAUGUCAGCAGAGGAUGGACAAAGGAAAUGAUGACAGGUGACAUUCCCAGCAAACGAUGGCAUGCUUCUUCAGUUACAUUGAAUGAUGGUUCCAUUUUGCUGUAUGGUGGUGGCAAACCUGGAUGGGAAUAUACCACCAACAAUGAAAAGUACUUGGAGCCUGUGGAUGAUGUAGCUUACGUUCUCAAUACUCAAACCGGUCAUUGGGAAAAUGUCACACCUCGCAUUACAUCCAGUGGUACCAGUAAUCGUAUGGAAUUACAAUUUCAAAGAUUUGGACAUUCGAUGGUACGCGUAUCCAACAAUAUCGUAUUUAUUCUAUUUGGCCGAACAACCAGUAGCGCUUUAGCAGAAGGCUACCUGAUCCUCGAUACAAACAGCUGGACCUUGGUCGACAUUUUUGAUGGUGUAAAGUCACCAGGCGAUGCUCAAGGAAUGGAUGGUGAAACUCCAGACGAGGGUGGAGAUAGCCUUUCAGGUGGUGCCAUUGCAGGCAUUGUGGUGGGUGUCGUUGUUGGUGUCGGUCUCAUUGCUGGUAUCCUCGCCUUUGUCUUCAUACGCCGUCGUCGCAAUGCACGCCAACAAAAGCAGAGCAUUAUGAAUGCCAAUCCCUCGCACGAUGAUGAUUGGCAUCAUAAUUAUCCUCCUCAGCCUACAACACCUACCGAUGAUAUGUAUUCCUCUAGUAGUACUCAAGUUGGCGAAUCAAUGCCCCCUAUUUCUUCAGUCAUUUAUGGUGGAGAAGCCAUGAAACCGGAAAGCAAAGAUGCGCCACGCUUAAAACUCCAACCCGUCAAACCGGAUGGUGCGUAA